Messenger RNA from Tripterygium wilfordii, 5017 nucleotides. RefSeq names its product DNA topoisomerase 2-like. The transcript has 20 exons. The coding region runs from base 151 to 4824 and encodes 1557 amino acids. Gene Ontology annotation, cellular component: nucleus. Gene Ontology annotation, biological process: resolution of meiotic recombination intermediates; sister chromatid segregation; DNA topological change. Lineage: Eukaryota; Viridiplantae; Streptophyta; Magnoliopsida; Celastrales; Celastraceae. The record is from RefSeq and is a predicted model, not a curated record. Gene Ontology annotation, molecular function: DNA binding; DNA topoisomerase type II (double strand cut, ATP-hydrolyzing) activity; ATP binding.
CUGUAUAAACACUACAGCCUUCUACUUUACCUCUCUAGAAACCCUACCCUUGUCGAUCGAAGACACACUCUCUGUGUCUCUCGCGCUCUCUCAAUCCCUCACAAAUUCGAAGAAACUCUAUCUGGUUCUCAUAUCGUGUUCGUAGCCACCAUGCCGGCGGAGAAGAAACUCCCUCUUCAGACGAGCAACAAUGUCAACACGGCGGGGGCUCCUCAGAAGACGAUCGAGGAGACCUACCAGAAGAAGACUCAACUGGAGCACAUCUUGCUCCGUCCCGACACGUACAUCGGCUCAAUCGAGAAGCACACUCAGACUCUCUGGAUCUACGAGAACGACGAGAUCGUCCAUCGAUCCGUCUCAUACGUUCCUGGUCUAUACAAGAUCUUCGACGAGAUCCUCGUCAAUGCAGCCGAUAACAAGCAGAGAGACCCCAAGAUGGACUCCUUGAAGGUGGUUAUCGAUGUGGAGCAGAACUUCAUCAGCGUGUACAAUAAUGGAGAUGGUGUGCCGGUGGAGAUCCACCAGGAGGAGGGGGUUUAUGUACCGGAGUUGAUUUUUGGGCACCUCUUGACGAGCAGCAACUACGAUGAUAAUGUGAAGAAGACCACUGGAGGAAGAAAUGGAUACGGUGCUAAGCUCACGAAUAUCUUCUCCACAGAGUUCGUUAUCGAGACUGCUGAUGGGAAGAGGCAGAAGAAGUACAAACAGGUCUUUGCGAACAACAUGGGGAAAAAAUCUGACCCUGUUAUAAACAAGUGCAAGGAGGGUGAGAAUUGGACAAAGGUUUCAUUUAAGCCUGACUUGUCCAAGUUUAACAUGAGCCAUUUGGAAGAUGACGUGGUUGCAUUAAUGAGAAAGCGGGUGUUUGACAUGGCUGGGUGCCUUGGAAAGACUGUGAAGGUUGAACUGAAUGGGAGUCGGGUCCCAAUUAAAUCGUUUAUUGAUUAUGUGGAUCUCUACCUACGUUCUGCCUCUAAAUUCAGACAGGAUCCACUUCCAAGAAUUGUAGAGAAAGUCAAUGACAGGUGGGAGGUCUGUGUGAGUCUUAGUGAAGGACAGUUUCAGCAGGUCAGCUUUGUUAAUGGAAUUGCUACAAUCAAAGGUGGAACUCAUGUUGAUUAUGUUACUAAUCAGAUCACUAACCAUGUAAUGGCUACUGUAAAUAAGAAGAACAAGAACGCAAAUGUGAAAGCCCAUACUGUAAAGAAUCACUUGUGGGUUUUUGUCAAUGCUCUGAUCGACAAUCCUGCUUUUGAUUCUCAAACUAAGGAAACGUUGACCCUUCGUCAAAGCAGUUUUGGGUCUAAAUGUGAACUUUCAGAUGAAUUAAUGAAGAAAGUUAUAAAGUCGGGGAUUGUGGAAAGUCUCCUCUCAUGGGCCGAUUUCAAGCAGAGCAAAGAGCUUAAGAAAACCGAUGGAACAAAGACACAAAAGAUUCAGGUUGAAAAGCUAGAGGAUGCUAAUGAUGCUGGAGGAAGGAAUUCUGAUAAAUGUACCUUGAUUUUGACAGAGGGGGAUUCAGCAAAGGCUCUUGCUAUGGCGGGGUUGUCUAUUGUGGGUCGGGACCACUAUGGGGUGUUCCCUUUGAGAGGCAAGUUGCUGAAUGUACGGGAAGCCACCCACACCCAGAUCAUGAACAACAAAGAAAUUGAGAACAUCAAGAGGAUUCUUGGGCUACAGCAAAAUAAGCAGUAUGAUAGCAUCAAGUCCUUGAGAUAUGGCCAUCUGAUGAUAAUGACAGAUCAGGACCAUGAUGGUUCCCACAUCAAGGGCCUGUUGAUCAACUUUAUUCACUCUUUCUGGCCAUCAUUGCUGAAGAUUCCGUCUUUCUUGGUUGAAUUCAUAACUCCAAUUGUAAAGGCAACUCACAAAAAUGGCACAGUUUUAUCCUUUUAUUCCAUGCCCGAAUAUGAAUCGUGGAAGGAAAGUUUUGGAGGGAGUGCAAGUGGUUGGUCGAUAAAAUACUAUAAGGGGUUGGGAACAAGUACAUCUAAGGAAGGUAAAGAGUACUUUGGCAAUCUUGGUAUGCACAAGAAAGAUUUUGUAUGGCAAGAUGAGCAAGAUGGUGAGGCAAUUGAGCUUGCUUUCAGUAAGAAGAAGAUUGAAGCAAGGAAGCAAUGGCUCCGGCAGCUUGAGCCUGGUACCCACCUUGAUCAGAAGGAGAAGCUCAUAAAAUACAGUGACUUUGUUAACAAGGAGCUAAUAUUGUUUUCCAUGGCGGAUCUUCAAAGAUCAAUUCCCUCAAUGGUUGAUGGUUUGAAGCCCGGUCAAAGGAAGAUACUUUUUUGUUCCUUCAAGAGGAAUUUUGUGAAAGAAGCAAAAGUUGCCCAAUUUUCUGGUUAUGUGUCAGAGCAUUCUGCUUAUCAUCAUGGUGAGCAGAGUCUUGCAAGUACCAUCAUUGGUAUGGCACAGAAUUAUGUAGGCAGCAACAAUAUUAACCUUUUUCAACCAAAUGGUCAAUUUGGUACACGCAACAUGGGAGGAAAAGAUCAUGCAAGUGCUAGAUAUUUAUACACUCAGCUUUCUCCUAUUACGCGGUUCUUGUUUCCAAGAGAUGAUGAUAGGCUUCUUAACUACCUGAGUGAAGAUGGGCAAACCAUUGAACCCUCUUGGUACAUGCCAAUUAUACCAAUGGUUCUCGUCAAUGGUAGUGAGGGAAUUGGGACUGGAUGGAGCUCUUACAUCCCCAAUUAUAAUCCAGCAGAAAUAGUUGCUAACGUGAGGCGAUUGCUUAAGGGUGAAAUGAUGGAGCCUAUGCAUCCAUGGUAUAAAGGAUUUACAGGUAGUAUUGAAAAAACUGCAUCAAAGGAAGCUGGGUCCACCUACACAAUCAGUGGGCGUAUAGAGGAAGUCAAUGAGACUAUGCUUAGGGUGAUAGAGCUUCCAGUCCGUAGGUGGACUCAAGAUUAUAAGGAAUUUUUGCAAUCAAUCUCAGAAGGAAAUAACAAAGCCAUCAAUCCAUUCAUUACGGAAUUCAGGGAGCAUAGUGACGAUACAACUGUUGAGUUUGGGAUCAUUUUGUCAAAGGAGAACAUGUUAUUAGCCAAGCAAGAGGGUCUGGUGAAGAAAUUUAAAUUGACCACGACAAUCAGCACAAGUAACAUGCACUUGUUUGAUUCGAACGGGGUUAUUAAGAAAUAUGAUACUCCAGAACAGAUUCUUGAGGAAUUUUUCCCCUUAAGGCUCGAAUUUUAUGAGAAAAGGAAGAAAAUUCUUCUGGACAACCUUGAAAUGGAAUUGUUGAAAUUGGAGAACCGGGUUAGGUUUAUCCUUGGGGUUGUGAGUGGAGAAAUAAUUGUUAACAACAGGAAGAGAGCUGAUCUGUUCCUGGAACUGCAACACAAAGGUUUCACCCCCUUUCCAAAGAAAACUAAAUCUAUUGAAGCCGCGGUUGCUGGGGCAACUGAUGAUACAGAAGACGUCGAGGAUGAUGUUGCAUUAGCCAAAGGAGUACGCGCUAGUGAUUAUGACUAUUUGUUAUCCAUGGCUAUUGGAACCUUGACCCUUGAGAAGGUUCAGGAGCUCUGUGCUGAUAAGGAUAAGCUCAAUCAGGAAGUAGAUGAUUUGAGGAAAGCAACUCCAAAGUCUUUGUGGAUUAAAGACCUUGAUGCUCUUGAGCAAGAACUCAAUGAGCAAGAUGUAAGUGAUGCUGUUGCAGAGAAGGCCAGAAAGGAAUUGAAAAACAAAGUAAGGAGUGAAGUUGCGACAAAGCCUGGUAGACAAGCCCCUAAAAUCCCAAGAAAAAACACCAAAAAAGCCAACAACACAGUAGCUGUCACAGAGACUAUGGGAGGAUCAACCAGUUCUGCAAUGGAAACAGAUAAUGUUCCGGUAGUGACGAAGCCAAAAGGAAGAGCAGCUUCAAAGAAGGCACCUAGUAGAAAGCAGGAGAAAACCACCACUUUUGAUGAUGGUGGCGAUGACGAUGACGAUGACGAUGACAUUGAAUUACCUGAGCUAAGAGAACGACUUGCUGCCUAUAACCUUGAAUCUUCUUCUGACCAAACAGCUGCGAUGGACCCUCAUGUAACUGAUGCAACAACUCGGAAGAAAGAACUCAGUAACCGCGUGGCUCAGAAGAAUUUGCCAACCCAGUCGAAAACUUUGGAUGGGGACAGUGAUGAGGAUGAAGUACUUGAGUUGAAAGAGCGUCUCGCUGCUUAUAACCUUGAUUCUUCUCCAGAUCAAUUGGCAGACUCCGCAGCUGAAGUUCCCAGUCUACAGGGAAGGAAGAAAGAGCCUAGAAAGAGGGCUGCUGCACAAAAGAAGCCUUUGGUAACAAUAUCAGAAAGUUCGGACGGUGAGGAUCAGAUCAGCAUGGAUGACAAUGAAGAUGAUGAUCUAGAAGUUGUAAGUGCCCAUCAAGCUGGAAAGAAGGGAGGGAAAAAGGCAGCUGGAAAUGCCAAGACAAGUAACAAACCCCCAGUGGCUACAAAGAAGAGAGGGAUAGCUACCAAGCAGCCUAAGAUAAGCCAGAAGCUUCUUACUGAGAUGUUAAAGCCUGCAGAAAGUUCUGGGAUUUCUCCAGAGAAGAAGGUGAGAAAGAUGAGGGCAUCACCAUUUAACAAGAAAAGUGGCUCUUUAUUGGGCAGGGUUAGCCAGAAAGACAAGGACCCUGAAAUUGAUGAAUCCAUGGGUUCUGCUUCCACAACUGACGACACUGAAGAAGUGACUGAAACACUUCCUGCAAGAGCUAGACCUUUGAGGGAAAAACGUAGACAGACAACGUAUGUUGUGAGUGAUUCUGACAGUGAGGAAGCUAAUGAGGAUUCUGACAGUGAGGAAGCUACUGAGGAUUCUGAUUUCAAUGAAGAUGAAGACUAGGAUGGUGUCAAUAUCAUCCUGUUACAACAAUUCUAAAUCCAGAUCGGCUUGAUGAUGCUUAUUGUUACGUACUUUGUUCUGUUAUGCUGUCUUUGCCUUCUGAGUUGGAACAACGAUAAAACUGAAAAUUCGUUGCAAUUAAAUCCUCUUUGCAUCUAUUUUGUCUAUGCUUAUAGAUGUCUUAAAAUUUUUA